AUGCCUGCCAGAACGGCUGGGGCACAAGAAGAGAUCCAGACAUGGGAUGACGAUAGAGAGCCGCUAAGGCAGUACCGGGACGACACCCCACUCGGCGCCGGCCCCAUCGCCCAAUCGGAGGUAUCCAGACGGUACCCACCAAUGACUACCGCCCACAUUCUCCAACCACCUCUCGGCCAUUCGACCCCUCCAUCUCUUCUCCAAAUCGCCGUCCUCACCUUAUCCGAGCCACCGCCGAACCUCUGUCGGUGGUGGUUGGUUGUUGGAUUUUGUUGA
Molecule: messenger RNA, 276 nt
Organism: Colletotrichum orchidophilum
Lineage: Eukaryota; Fungi; Ascomycota; Sordariomycetes; Glomerellales; Glomerellaceae
Exons: 2
Coding region: 1-276 (91 amino acids)
Source: RefSeq, a predicted model, not a curated record